ACACAUCAAACACCUUGAGGGCACAAUUUCAAUUUCAAUUCAAUCCAAUUUGAAAUCUCUGAUUGCGAGUGGAACCUUUAAACUGUGGAGGUUUUCAAGCACUGUUUGAUUCAAAGGUUUUCUAUAGAAUCUGAGGUCUUUUUCGAAGUUUUCAUGCUCGGAUUCGAUUCAAAUGGUUGAGCACAAUUGUGUUGAAAGCCGUCUCCUAUUGUUGACAGACACAACUUUUGUUUUCUUCAAGAUUUGAGUAGCAUUCUUUGAAAAGCCAACCAAAUGAGGAAGCAUCGUUUGAGAAAUAGAAUUAAGUCGCUAGUUGGAAGUCACAUUGAUCCCGACAAAGAUGAAGAACUUAAAGGGAGUAAUGUAGAAACUGAAGACAACUACAACAAGAUUAUUGAGCUUCUCAAAGACGAAGAUCAAGAUGAUAAGGAAAAACUUGUUGGAUUAAUUGAGGAAUUUCACAAAAGGUACCAAUCGAUCUACGAGCGUUACGAUCACAUCACCGGCAAGCUGAAGGAGAAAGUUCGUUCAAAGAAAGAAAACGACUCUUCUUCCUCAUCCAGUUCGGACACCGAUUCAGACGAUCAGAAAAGUAAAAAUGGGAAGCUGGAAAAUGAGAUUUAUACAGAGAUCGACGAGUUGAAGAGAAAGGUGGCUGCUGAAACAGAAGAAAAGGAAGCAAUAAAUGCAGAAUGUGAAGCUGCUUUUAAGAAACUACAAGAAACAGAGGAAAUGUUUAAUGAGUCGAAACUCCAAUCCGAUAGAUUACGAGAAGAAAAUUCUAAACUUUUGGCUGACAAAAGAGAGCUCGAAACCGAACUGAGUUUGAAAAUAGAAGAUAUCAACAGAGAGAAAACCAGUUUAAUGUCAGAGAUCGAGACAGCGAUGGCAAUCAUCGAAGUAGAAAAGAGAAAUAACGAAGAAUUAAGAGCCGUUGUUGUUCAGUUGAAGGAAGAAAAAGACGGGUUCGAGUCAGAGUUAGAAAACAUAAAAGAAGAGUUCUCGAAAACGAAGGAGAAACUGAAAACAACCGAAGAGGAGGUUUCAAAUGCGAUUCAAAUUCUAGAAACUUCUGAAGCAGAAAAGAAAUCUUUAUCGGAAGAGCUUUCCAGACAAAGGGAAAUCCACGAUUCAUUCAAGAACGAAACGGAAAUCAAGAUGAUUGGUAUCGAAGAAGAACUUGAGUUGUUGAAAUCCCAGAAAACCGAAAUCGAGAAGCGGAAAGAAGACGAAAUAUUGGCUCUCGAGAAGAAAUCCGAGGACAAAGAAUCCGAAAUCAACCAUCUGCAAGUAGAAUUGGAAUCUACAAGAUCCCAGAUGGAUUCCCUGAAACUAGAACUAGCAAAUAAGGCAGCAGAUGAACAGAAACUUCUAGAAGAAACAAUCGAAGACCUCAAAAGCGAUCUCGAAAUCAAAGGAGACGAAAUCAAUUCAUUAUCAGAAACAGUCCGAAAUCUCGAAGUCAAAAUCCGGCUCGCGAACCAGAAGCUUCGUGUAACGGAACAGAUGUUAAACGAGACCGAACACGAUCACGCAAGAAGAGAAGAAAAGCUGCAUCAAGAAAACAAAGAUCUUACAGACAAAAUCUCCACAUUGUCUGAAACAAUCAUUUCCGUCAAGAAAGAGGUUCAAGAAAACGUCCAUGAGACGUUAUCCAUCAUCGACUCACUUACCGUAAAAUUCGAAGAGGAUUACGGGCAUGUAACGACUCGGGUUAGCGAAAUCAAGAACGAAAUUCAAGCCGUAGCGAGUCAGGUGAAGCGAACUCGGUCCGAGAAAGACGAACUGAAACGAAAACUCGAAGAAAUGGUUGUGAAACUGAAGAUGGGGGAAAGUGAGAAUGAAAAACUGAUGAAAUUACUGGAGAACAAGAAUGAGAAGAUUGAAGAGAUGGAAAACAAGAUUCAUUUGAAAGAUGAAGAGAUCAUGGAAGUUGUGCAGGAUAAAAAGGAGGCCAUAAGACAGUUGUGUAUUUGGGCCGAUUAUCAACGUGGUCGUUGCGAUCGUCUUCAAGAACUUCUCGGCGGCGGUGGCAGUGGCGGACGGCGGCAAACGGUGAGGUAAGUGAAUAUAUACGUAUAUAUGUGUGGAAUUGGAAUCGUUACUGUUUGACACGAGAGAGUUCCUGAACUCGUGUCGGAAAGUGAUUGUUAUGAUUUUCGUAUGGAUCAAGCAGUUACCGUUUGCGAUUUCCGCAUUGUGGGUUGUGAGUACGAGAAUUUCAAUUGUUUGGAGUGUCGAUUAGUUGUUUGUUUCGUUAUAUACCGAAAAUUGGAGUAGAUGAGUGUGUAUACGAGAUUAUGUUCAUUUUCACAUUUUUUGUGUUGUUUAGUACGAGUUUGUUUAUACCAUUUCUCGUUAAAA
Cynara cardunculus var. scolymus (artichoke) is the source of this 2364-nucleotide messenger RNA. RefSeq names its product COP1-interactive protein 1. The transcript has 4 exons. Gene Ontology annotation, molecular function: actin binding. Lineage: Eukaryota; Viridiplantae; Streptophyta; Magnoliopsida; Asterales; Asteraceae. The coding region runs from base 274 to 2064 and encodes 596 amino acids. The record is from RefSeq and is a predicted model, not a curated record.